This is a messenger RNA of Centrocercus urophasianus (Greater sage-grouse), 2866 nucleotides long. RefSeq names its product torsin family 3 member A (gene TOR3A). Lineage: Eukaryota; Metazoa; Chordata; Aves; Galliformes; Phasianidae. Gene Ontology annotation, cellular component: endoplasmic reticulum lumen; nuclear envelope. Gene Ontology annotation, molecular function: ATP binding; ATP hydrolysis activity. The record is from RefSeq and is a predicted model, not a curated record. The transcript is spliced from 6 exons. The coding region runs from base 1 to 1215 and encodes 404 amino acids.
AUGGGCCGGGGCACGCUGCUGUCUUGCCUGGGGCCGGCCUGCUGCUUGCUGCUGCUGCUGCUGGGGGACAACGGGGGGCUGGGGAGCAGUGGGAAGCAGCGGGGGCUGCUGGAGGAGCGCCAGAGCGCUGUGACGGAGGCGGCACCGUGGGGCAGAGCGAGGUAUGAGGCGGUGAAGAAGCAGCUGGGAACCGUGGGAGCUCUCUCCAAGCAGUACUGGCAGUACCUGGCUUGCAAGGUGUGGCAGGAGGGCUGCGGGAAGGAGGAAAGAACCAGCCCCGGCCCAGGCUGGAGCUUGCCUCUGGUGGGCCAGGAUUACCUGGAGAUCCUCUCUGCUUGGUACUGCAGUUUUGGCAAGUGCUGCAAGACAGGAGACUGCCAGAUCAUCAACAACAUCACGGGGCUCGAACUGGACCUCCAUGAGCAUCUCCACGGGCAGCACUUGGCCAAAGAAAUUGUCAUACGGGCAGUGCGAGGGUUCCUGCAGAGCCCACAGCCUCAGAAGGCUCUGGUCCUCUCCUUCCAUGGCUGGUCUGGCACAGGCAAGAACUUUGUGGCCCGCAUGGUGGCUGCUCACCUGUACAGGGACGGGCUGAAGAGUGAAUGUGUCAGGGUGUUCAUUGCGCUCUUCCACUUCCCCCACCACAAGUACGUGGACUCCUACAAGGUUCAGCUGGAGAAGCAGAUAAGUGAGACUGUGCAGCUCUGCAAGCAGUCACUGUUCAUCUUUGAUGAGGCAGAGAAGCUUCAUUUUGGCCUCCUGGAAGUCAUCAAGCCCUUCAUGGCUCGCUCUGACAAGGGCCAGCAAGAUAACCGGAGAUCUAUCUUCCUCUUCCUCAGCAAUAUUGGUGGCAGUGCCAUCAAUGAGGUCACCCUGGACUUCUGGAGAGCUGGACGGGCACGAGAGGAGAUUCCUGUGGAGCUCCUGGAGCAACAGCUGCAGCUGGAGAUGCUGCAGCUUGCAGAAAACGGUUAUGCCCGCAGCCAUCUCCUUGAAGAGAACCUGGUUGAUUUCUUUGUGCCAUUCCUACCUCUGGAGUACCACCACGUGAAGCUCUGCGCACGGGAUGCGUUCCUGGCCCGUGGACUUCCCUACACAGAGGCAGCCCUUGAUGAGGUUGCCAGGAUGAUGGUGUUUGUCCCCAAGGAGGAGAAGCUUUUCUCUGCACAAGGCUGUAAAUCUGUAUCACAGCGCAUUAAUUACUUCCUUCCUUGAACACCAGGUGGGACUACAUCCCUGGUGAAGCUGAUUCCGUACACCAGGAGCUGCUCUUCUUGCACAAGGUCAGGCAAGCAGAUCACCCCUGCACAGGGGCAGGAACUGAACUCCAUAUUUCUCUGAGGGCUGCUCACAGGGAAGGAAGUGCAGCUGGGGUGCCAGCAGGCUGAGCUCGGCUGGGUUUUUAAGUCCACGUGGUGUUUCUCACUCCCUCCUCCUACCCUGAAGCAGUGGUUCGGUUGUGCUGAUAGAUGCUUAGUCUCAUGUGAGUGGGAUAUUGCCAGUUUGUUGCCAGUAAGCAAAGGCCCAGGCCAGACUGAUCCAGCACAAGCCACGGCCUCAUCCCUGUCCACAGCUUCCUCAGUCACAUACAGAAAAUGACUGCUUCAUCUCCACUGGAGAUUUUAAACCUACAGCCUUUUCCUUUGGAGUGACCUUCUCUCCCCUCUCUUGGUCUUUGUUCCAUGGAAGCAGCUGUGGGAUGAGGUGAGCUCCUGCUGGAAUCAUUUCCCUGAGCCGUUUGGUGAAGAGCAUGUUUGCUGCAUUGCAGGAACUGGUUUGGGGAGAGACAGACACGGGCAAAGGGCAGAUGAGGAGGACAGAGGGUGAAAGAACAGGUUGCAGUUGAAUUUUGGUUUUCAGAGCUGGAAUAAGAUAGUUUCCCCCCCCCCAGUAUGUUGCAUGCUGUGGGGUUUUGGCUGGUAUCAGCAUUACUACACCAAGGGGCUGUUUGCUGUCUGGGUACUUGCCAGGUGAUAAGAAUGGACCAAAAUAUUUCAACAGUGAUAGAAGAAUCACUUUGUGACCUCGAGGUCAAAACUCCCUUCCAACACAGCUGCUGCACGGUGAGGUGAAUCAGCAGCUGCCAAGGACGGCUCAGCUACCUCAUGAGCGGACCUUUGAUCUAUUUUAAGCUUGGAACCUCUCAGCAGUGCCAGUGAUGAGCAGCACAACUCCAGGGACAGGCUGAGCACUGCUCUGCAGCCUCUGAGGUCGCCGAUCUAAUGAGGCUGUGUGGUCUAAGGCAGGGAGCAGUGAGCCAGGGAGCUGCUCGUCUUCCUUCUCUCUGUACCAAGUUAGCUUCAGCCUGGCUGCUGACUUGAGGCUGGACCUAAGUGCUAGGUCUACUUUUAUCAGGCAUUGCUCAGAGUUGGUUGAUGGGUGGUCAUUUCAUCACACACAUCAGUCCUGGGAACAGCAGAGGUGCCUGAGGGAAAGCAGCUCUUCAGUGAGGAUGCAGCCCUGCAGAACAGCACAGUUCAGGCUCUGCUUUACAACCAGCUGAUCUGCUUGGUCACUUGUGUAAGCCAGCGUGAGGUCAGCAAAGUUUUGGUUUUUUGAGUUAACUGGCUUUGAGUACAGUACAGUGCAGGUUAAAACAUGCUUUAGAUAAAUAAAGCAAUGUCUAGGCAAGGUUUUUUUUUUUUUUUUUUUUUUUGCCAAUAAAAUAUUGCAACCUUUAUUUAAAACAAAAUGCAAAUUGGCAAAACUUUGUGGAACGACAGGCAAAGAGGCCCUUCUGAGGGCCUUAUUUACAUCAAGUUUAACACUGUUCGCAGUUCACAGUCAGACGAUAGUGAGAGAAUUAAAUUAGAAAAACAACCAAAAUAUAUUACAAUAACAAUUAAAAACAAAACAGUUGACAACA